AUGUUUUAUUAUCCCAAUGUCCUUCAGCGUCAUUCUGGUUGUUUCUCCACAAUUUGGUUAGCGGCGACCAAAGGCGUAAAAGUGACACGCAGAGAGCUUCUCAGAGUAAAUGUAAAGAAAACAUGCGUGGACAUCUUAAACUACAUCAUGGCGCAGGUGCCUCCUCCGCAGCAGAACCUCCCGAAGCCUCGCUUCUCCCUGUACCUGUCCUCCCAGCUGCAGUACGGUGUGGUGGUGGUUUAUCACCGGCAGUGCGGCUUUCUGCUGGAUGAAAUCCAGAUCACCAUAGACCGCUUCCUCCGCUCAAAAAGAUGCGUUCCGAUUGACUUCAUCGAGUCAGACAGAUUAGCGCUGGAUCUUGCUGAUAACCUGCAGAUGAUGCAGCAGGCAGAGGGAGCGCAGGACCCUUUCUUUGGCCUCAUGGAGUCUCACCAACUUCCCAGUCCAUACAAAGUCAACCAGACAAGUUUGAUGAUUGAGGACUUCAGCCCUGAUCUCUCUGCGAUGCUGAGUUCCAAUGGUGCAUCUGACACAGAAGGAUUCAGGUCGCCGCCCGCCUCCAUCACGCUCAGGGAGAAGGAGCCAGUGGUCGUGGGCAGUGCUGAGAGGUUUGAAGGCGCAGAUCUUCCUGAGGCCACAAACCAGGAGCUGGAUUUAUUGAUGGAGGAACAAGACCAGUUCAGACAAGACUUAGAUGAGCAGAUGGGAGCAAACAGGAGCCAAGACCUUGUGUCGCUGCGUGAGUCGGUGCUGGGGGCUCACAGGGACAGUGUGUGGCUUCAGGACGAGUCUGGGCAGAUGAUGAUGGAGCUCUCGAAGGCUCCUCUGCCCCAAGAGCGGACCCCCCCACGUGUGGAUCUGCCCCCCUCCCCGGACACAGCAGAGGAAGAGGCGAUCGUCCGUCCUUCUCGAAAACUUCGCAAACGACAGCUCAUCUUUGCCGAUCCCGAAGUCCAGAUUUCGGACCAAGAAAUGAAGAUUCAGAUUGAGAAUCCUCAGACUGAAACACUGAACCUGUCUGACGUCUUGGUGAACUUGGAGUCUGUCAAGUUUUCAGCUCCUGGACAACUCUUCAGCGCCCCCUGUGGAAACCUCGUCCACUCUGACAUCAGGUCUGUUUGGAAGAGCGGCGCGGUGCUCACCUCCUUCACUCGACCAGAGGAAGACGAGAACGAGGUGGAAACACUGAUGCCAGAGACAAAGAGGAGGAGGACCUCAACCCUGAGGGAGAUGUCCAGUGACUCGGGACUUCAGCCUGUGGACGCAUCAUCUACUAAAGAGGACGGAUCUGUGGGGGAUGUCAUCACUCCAGUCGGCAGAUGGUCGCCUCACGAGGAGCUGCAGCCGGUGAUGGAGCCCAUCGCAGAAGAAAACAUCGAGAUGCCUGAAGAGCAGAGCAGCGGCACCAUGAGAUGGAUCUGGUCUCAUCUGCAGAGUUCAGGAAAUGUUACAUUUGAUUCACUGCUGCCCCCAAAGGCCAACCGCAGCACUGCCGCUCACACCCUCAGCGGGCUCCUGGAGCUGCUCUCUGCUGGACGAGUGAAGGCACAGCAGGCCGAGCCCUUCCAUCAGAUCCUCAUCACUGUCACCAACAUGUGA
This is a messenger RNA of Knipowitschia caucasica, 1599 nucleotides long. NCBI's taxonomy places the organism in Eukaryota, Metazoa, Chordata, Actinopteri, Gobiiformes, Gobiidae. The record is from the annotation of a GenBank genome assembly.